CCGCGGCUGCCGGAGCCUCCCCGGUCCCCACCCCCGCCCCGCGGCGCCGCGACCCCGCUCCCCGGCCUCGCAGGCCGUGACAAUGGACUAUGACUUUAAAGUGAAGCUGAGCAGCGAGCGGGAGCGGGUCGAGGACCUGUUUGAAUACGAGGGCUGCAAAGUUGGCCGAGGCACUUAUGGUCACGUCUACAAAGCCAAGCGGAAGGAUGGGAAAGAUGAUAAAGACUAUGCUUUAAAACAAAUAGAAGGAACCGGGAUCUCUAUGUCGGCAUGUAGAGAAAUAGCACCCUCUGUCUACACAGAUAUAGGCUGUUGCGACCUGGAGUUACUUCGAGAGCUUAAGCAUCCAAAUGUCAUCUCUCUUCAGAAGGUGUUUCUGUCUCAUGCUGAUAGGAAAGUAUGGCUUCUGUUUGACUACGCUGAACAUGACCUCUGGCAUAUAAUCAAGUUUCACAGAGCGUCUAAAGCAAACAAGAAGCCAGUACAGUUACCUCGGGGAAUGGUGAAGUCACUAUUGUAUCAGAUCCUAGAUGGGAUUCACUACCUGCAUGCUAACUGGGUGUUGCACAGGGAUUUGAAACCUGCUAAUAUUUUAGUUAUGGGUGAAGGUCCUGAGCGAGGAAGAGUAAAAAUUGCUGAUAUGGGCUUUGCCCGAUUAUUUAAUUCACCUUUGAAGCCUUUAGCAGAUUUGGAUCCAGUAGUCGUAACAUUCUGGUACCGAGCCCCAGAAUUACUUCUUGGAGCAAGACAUUAUACCAAAGCUAUUGAUAUUUGGGCUAUAGGGUGUAUAUUUGCAGAACUACUAACGUCAGAACCAAUAUUUCACUGUCGACAAGAGGACAUCAAAACUAGUAAUCCUUAUCACCAUGACCAGCUGGACAGAAUAUUCAAUGUAAUGGGAUUUCCUGCAGAUAAAGAUUGGGAAGAUAUAAAAAAGAUGCCUGAACAUUCAACAUUAAUGAAAGAUUUCAGAAGAAAUACGUAUACCAACUGCAGCCUUAUCAAGUAUAUGGAAAAACAUAAAGUUAAACCAGAUAGUAAAGCAUUCCACUUGCUUCAGAAGUUGCUUACCAUGGACCCAAUAAAGCGAAUUACCUCAGAGCAGGCUAUGCAGGACCCCUAUUUCCUAGAAGACCCACUUCCUACAUCAGACGUUUUUGCCGGUUGUCAAAUCCCUUACCCCAAGCGAGAAUUUUUAACAGAAGAGGAGCCUGAUGACAAAGGAGACAAAAAGAACCAGCAGCAGCAGCAGGGCAAUAACCACACGAAUGGGACCGGCCACCCAGGGAAUCAAGACAGCAGUCACACCCAGGGGCCCCCGCUGAAGAAAGUGAGAGUCGUCCCUCCUACCACUACCUCAGGUGGACUGAUCAUGACCUCAGACUAUCAGCGUUCCAAUCCACAUGCUGCCUAUCCCAACCCUGGACCAAGCACAUCACAGCCACAGAGCAGCAUGGGAUACUCAACUACCUCCCAGCAGCCUCCACAGUACUCUCAUCAGACACACCGGUACUGAGCUGCAUCGGAUACUGUCCGUGCACUGUCGCUGUGCUGCAGGGCUGCCUGCGGCUCUCGGCGGGAACCUGGAAUGGGCCAUGAGAAUGUACUGUGCAGCCACGUAGUCAAAUGUCCGGUAGCCGAGUUCCACCACUUUUCACAGAUUGGGGUAGUGGCUUCCAAGUUGUACCUUUUUGGAGUUAGACUUGAGAAGAAAGUGCUAGCACAGUUUGUGUUGUGGGUUUGCUACUUCCAUAGUUUACUUGACAUGGUUCAGACUGACCAAUGCAUUUUUUUCAGUGACAGUCUGUAGCAGUUGAAGCUGUGAAACAUGCUAGGGGCGAGCAUUUGUCGUUGUAUGUGGUGAAUUCUUCCAGUGUAACAACAUUAUCUGACCAAUAGUACACACACACACAAAAGUUUAACUGGUACUUGAAACAUACAGUAUACGUUAACAAAGUAACCAAGACUCAAAAUGAGAUUAUUUCGGUACACCGUUCAUUUUAGUGUCUUAACAGUGGGUUGAUUCGUUUUCUACAUUAAUCAGUGUUUUUUGACCAAGAAUACUGCUUGGAAUUUUUUGAAAGUACAAGAAGCCACAUAGUUUUUCCAGGAAGGUUUCAAAACUCCCAAAGAUUGAUUUCCAACUUAUGAGUUUGUUUUUACUUUUAAUCUAUGACUUGACUGGUAUUAAAGCUGCUAUUGAUAGUAAUUAAAUAUGUUGUCAUUGAUAUAAACCUGUUUGGUUCAGCAAACAAACUAAACUGAUUGUCAUAGACGGUGUUUCAUUUUUCCUGUUGGUGUUGCUGACUUGUGAGCAUGCUUUAAAGAUGAAAAAAGCAUGAAUGAUAACUUCCUUAAAAAGGUGCGGCAUCCAAUUCAGAUACUUUGUCCUGAUUUGAAAGCUGGUUGGUGUAGUGCUACUAAAAUUUUGUUCAGUUCAUUUUCUUUUUAAAAACUUGUUCGCACGUUGUUUAGGGUGCCCUUACUUCAGCAAAGGAGAAGGAGUAGGAGAGCCUUAGAAUUUUUGAGGAAAAAAGAAAACCUAUAACAUACAAUGUACUGUAUCAAACUAUUUUACAUGAAUGACACAAGUAUUCUGAAUUUAAAGAAAUUGAACAUUGUUAAAAACAAGGUGUUACGUAAUAAAUUUAUUUUUCAUAAAUCAAAA
Molecule: messenger RNA, 2668 nt
Organism: Lagenorhynchus albirostris (white-beaked dolphin)
Lineage: Eukaryota; Metazoa; Chordata; Mammalia; Artiodactyla; Delphinidae
Gene: CDK8
Product: cyclin dependent kinase 8
Exons: 14
Coding region: 83-1516 (477 amino acids)
Biological process (GO): protein phosphorylation
Cellular component (GO): nucleus; mediator complex
Molecular function (GO): RNA polymerase II CTD heptapeptide repeat kinase activity; cyclin-dependent protein serine/threonine kinase activity; ATP binding
Source: RefSeq, a predicted model, not a curated record